AUGAAAAUGCAUUACCUUAAAAUGUUAUUGUUUACGUUUUUAAUAAAUAUUUUAGGAUCACCCCAUAAUGAAAAUUAUCUAAAUAAUCAUUAUAAUAUAAGUAUUGUACAAAACAACACCAAAAGAACAACGAUAAAUUCAAGAUUAUUAGCACAAACGAAAAACCAUAAUCCACAUUAUCAUAAUGAUCCAGAACUCAAAGAAAUAAUUGAUAAAAUGAACGAGGAAGCAAUAAAAAAAUAUCAAAAAAUGCAUGAUCCAUAUAAACAAUUGAAAGAAGUAGUAGAAAAAAAUGGAACAAAAUAUACAGGUGGUAAUGAUGCAGAACCUAUGUCAACGCUAGAAAAAGAAUUAUUGGAAACAUAUGAAGAAACGUUUGGUGACAAAAAACAUAUUAUGUUAAAAUCGGGUAUUAACACCAAUCAAUACGACAAAUCAAUUGACGAAUCCUCAACAUGUGGAUGUACUGAUAAUAAUAAAGCGAAACUGGAAACAACAAAAGGAAAAGAUAAGUAUUUAAAACACUUAAAAGAGGGAUGUACUCGUAGUAUAUGUUUUUGUUCAGUAAGUACGGUUUUUUUAACAUUGAUAGCUUUGGCAUUUGCAAAAAAGGCUGCCGUUGCUUCUCUUGUUUAUUAUGGAGAAGCUUUUCAAAAUUGUGUAUCCUCUAGUUCAUUAUUUUAUAUAUUUGAUAGCGUUUCAUUAACUACAGCUAUUCAAACAGCAAGUAAAUGUGCUUCUCUUGCCGGUGCUACUGAUGCUGGCGGAACUGCUGCAGGUGCUGCUAUGGGAAUAUUUUAUCCCUGUGGUAUUGCAGCUUUGGUUCUACUUAUAUUAGCUGUUGUACUUAUAAUAUUAUAUAUAUGGUUGUAUAGGAGAAGAAAAAAUUCGUGGAAACAUGAAUGCAAGAAACAUUUAUGCAAGUAA
Molecule: messenger RNA, 927 nt
Organism: Plasmodium falciparum 3D7
Lineage: Eukaryota; Apicomplexa; Aconoidasida; Haemosporida; Plasmodiidae
Product: stevor
Exons: 2
Coding region: 1-927 (308 amino acids)
Source: RefSeq, a predicted model, not a curated record